Molecule: messenger RNA, 3256 nt
Organism: Neofelis nebulosa (Clouded leopard)
Lineage: Eukaryota; Metazoa; Chordata; Mammalia; Carnivora; Felidae
Gene: USP15
Product: ubiquitin specific peptidase 15
Exons: 22
Coding region: 49-2994 (981 amino acids)
Biological process (GO): protein deubiquitination
Molecular function (GO): cysteine-type deubiquitinase activity
Source: RefSeq, a predicted model, not a curated record
GCGUGCCGCCGCCGUCGCUGCCGCCUCCGCUACCGCUAGUGGAAGAAGAUGGCGGAAGGCGGAGCGGCGGAUCUGGACAUCCAGCGGUCUGACAUCGCGACGCUGCUCAAAACCUCUCUCCGGAAAGGGGACACCUGGUACCUAGUCGAUAGUCGCUGGUUCAAACAGUGGAAAAAAUAUGUUGGCUUUGACAGCUGGGACAAAUACCAGAUGGGAGAUCAAAAUGUAUAUCCUGGACCCAUUGAUAACUCUGGACUUCUCAAAGAUGGUGAUGCCCAGUCACUUAAGGAACAUCUUAUUGAUGAAUUGGAUUACAUACUGUUGCCAACUGAGGGCUGGAAUAAACUUGUCAGCUGGUACACGUUGAUGGAAGGUCAGGAACCAAUAGCACGAAAGGUGGUUGAACAGGGUAUGUUUGUAAAGCACUGCAAAGUAGAAGUAUAUCUCACAGAAUUGAAGCUCUGUGAAAAUGGAAACAUGAACAAUGUUGUAACUCGAAGAUUUAGCAAAGCUGACACAAUAGAUACAAUUGAAAAAGAAAUAAGAAAAAUCUUCAAUAUUCCAGAUGAAAAGGAGACCAGAUUGUGGAACAAAUACAUGAGUAAUACAUUUGAACCACUGAAUAAACCAGACAGCACCAUUCAGGAUGCUGGUUUAUACCAAGGACAGGUGUUAGUGAUAGAACAGAAAAAUGAAGAUGGAACAUGGCCCAGGGGUCCUUCUGCUCCUAAGUCCCCAGGUGCAUCCAAUUUUUCAGCUUUACCAAAGAUCUCUCCUUCAUCUCUGUCAAAUAAUUAUAACAACAUCAACAACAGAAAUGUGAAAAAUUCAAAUUAUUGUCUCCCAUCAUAUACUGCUUAUAAGAACUAUGAUUAUUCAGAACCUGGCAGAAACAAUGAACAGCCAGGCCUCUGCGGCCUAAGUAACUUGGGAAAUACGUGUUUCAUGAACUCAGCUAUUCAGUGUUUGAGCAACACUCCUCCACUUACUGAAUAUUUCCUCAAUGAUAAGUAUCAAGAAGAACUCAAUUUUGACAAUCCCUUAGGAAUGAGAGGUGAAAUAGCUAAAUCUUAUGCUGAAUUGAUCAAACAAAUGUGGUCUGGAAAAUUUAGCUAUGUCACGCCAAGAGCCUUUAAGACGCAAGUAGGACGUUUUGCACCUCAGUUCUCUGGAUACCAGCAGCAGGACUGUCAAGAGCUAUUAGCUUUCCUAUUAGAUGGACUGCAUGAGGAUUUGAAUCGAAUUAGGAAAAAACCAUAUAUACAGUUAAAAGAUGCUGAUGGAAGGCCAGAUAAGAUAGUUGCUGAAGAAGCCUGGGAAAACCAUUUAAAAAGAAAUGAUUCUAUCAUAGUAGAUAUAUUUCACGGCCUUUUUAAAUCAACUUUAGUUUGUCCUGAAUGUGCUAAGAUUUCAGUAACAUUUGAUCCUUUUUGUUACUUGACACUUCCAUUGCCCAUGAAAAAAGAACGUACUUUGGAAGUUUAUUUGGUUAGAAUGGAUCCACUUACCAAACCUAUGCAGUACAAAGUGGUUGUCCCCAAAAUUGGAAACAUACUUGAUCUUUGUACAGCAUUGUCUGCUUUGUCAGGAGUACCUGCAGAUAAGAUGAUAGUUACUGAUAUAUACAAUCAUAGAUUUCACAGAAUAUUCGCUAUGGAUGAAAACCUUAGUAGUAUUAUGGAACGGGAUGAUAUUUAUGUGUUUGAAAUUAAUAUCAAUAGGACAGAAGAUACAGAGCAUGUGAUUAUUCCUGUUUGCCUAAGAGAAAAAUUUAGACACUCAAGUUAUACCCACCAUACUGGUUCCUCACUUUUUGGUCAGCCUUUUCUUAUGGCUGUACCACGAAACAACACUGAAGAUAAACUCUAUAAUCUCCUGCUUUUGAGAAUGUGCCGAUAUGUCAAAAUAUCUACUGAAACCGAAGAAACCGAAGGAUCCCUACACUGCUGUAAGGACCAAAAUAUUAAUGGGAACGGCCCAAAUGGCAUACAUGAAGAAGGCUCACCAAGUGAGAUGGAAACAGAUGAACCAGAUGAUGAAUCCAGCCAGGAUCAAGAACUUCCCUCCGAGAAUGAAAACAGUCAGUCUGAAGAUUCAGUUGGAGGAGAUAAUGAUUCUGAAAAUGGAUUAUGUACUGAGGAAACUUGUAAAAGUCAACUCACGGGACACAAAAAAAGACUAUUUACAUUCCAGUUCAACAAUUUAGGCAAUACUGAUAUCAACUACAUCAAAGAUGACACCAGGCAUAUAAGAUUUGACGAGAGGCAGCUUAGACUAGAUGAAAGAUCUUUUCUUGCUUUGGAUUGGGAUCCUGAUUUGAAAAAAAGAUAUUUUGAUGAAAAUGCCGCUGAGGAUUUUGAAAAACAUGAAAGUGUGGAAUAUAAACCUCCUAAAAAACCCUUUGUGAAAUUAAAAGAUUGCAUUGAACUUUUUACAACAAAAGAAAAGCUAGGUGCUGAAGAUCCCUGGUAUUGUCCAAAUUGUAAAGAACAUCAGCAAGCCACAAAGAAAUUGGAUUUAUGGUCCCUGCCUCCAGUACUUGUGGUACAUCUCAAACGAUUUUCUUAUAGUCGAUACAUGAGAGACAAAUUGGAUACAUUAGUUGAUUUUCCCAUCAAUGACCUGGAUAUGUCAGAAUUCCUAAUUAAUCCAAAUGCAGGUCCUUGCCGCUAUAAUUUGAUUGCUGUUUCAAACCACUAUGGAGGGAUGGGAGGAGGACACUAUACUGCUUUUGCAAAAAAUAAAGAUGAUGGAAAAUGGUACUACUUUGAUGACAGUAGUGUCUCAACUGCAUCUGAAGACCAGAUUGUGUCCAAAGCAGCAUAUGUACUGUUCUACCAGAGACAAGACACUUUCAGUGGAACUGGCUUUUUUCCUCUUGACCGAGAAACUAAAGGUGCUUCAGCUGCCACAGGCAUCCCGUUAGAAAGUGAUGAAGAUAGCAAUGAUAAUGACAAUGAUAUAGAAAACGAAAACUGUAUGCACACUAACUAAUGAAAGUCCUAGAAGCCAUAAAAGAGAGACUUUCCUGCUGGUGGUAUGAAAUGAUGAGGUUACCCACCACAUUAAACAAAAGUCUGAGAUGGGGAGUUUCAGAUAACCGAAUGUAAAUCCUUUAUCAGAUUUUAACUUGUGCAGUACUUGAAGUGAAACACAAUGAAAACUUUAACAGAAAUUGUCUCUUAAUACAUUUACAGUCUUGUAAUUACAAGCUAAAUAUAUAUAGGAAAUCACAAAUAAAUCCCUUUUAAGUUUG